This is a messenger RNA of Engraulis encrasicolus (European anchovy), 2230 nucleotides long. Its product is annotated as protein NLRC3-like. The record is from RefSeq and is a predicted model, not a curated record. Lineage: Eukaryota; Metazoa; Chordata; Actinopteri; Clupeiformes; Engraulidae. The transcript is spliced from 4 exons. Gene Ontology annotation, molecular function: protein binding. Gene Ontology annotation, biological process: intracellular signal transduction. The coding region runs from base 11 to 2230 and encodes 739 amino acids.
CAGAGGAGAGAUGGACAGAACAAGAGAAGAGGAGGGGUCUUCUGCAGAGCAAAGAUGUAAACAGAUGUGGGUGGAUAUCAAGGACCAUAAAGCCCUUCUGAAGGAGAAGUCUCAGUGUUUGACUGAGGAAAUCUCCAGGCAGGGAAACCCCACACUCCUCAAUGAGAUCUACACAGAGGUCUACAUCACAGAGGGGGGCAGUGGAGAGGUCAAUGAAGAACACGAGUUCAGACAGAUUGAGGCAGCAUCCAAGAGAUCAGCUAUACAUGACAAAGCAAUCAAAUGCAAUGACAUCUUUAAACCCUUGCCCGGACAAGAGAAGAAUAUUAGAAUGGUGCUGACAAAGGGAGUGGCUGGCAUUGGGAAAACAGUUUCUGUGCAGAAGUUCAUUCUGGACUGGGCUGAAGAAAUAGCUAACCAGGAUAUGCACUACAUAUUUCCUUUUCCUUUCCGUGAGCUUAACCUAGUGAAGGAGGAACAUCUCAGUUUAAUGGGUCUGAUUAAACGAUUCUGUGGUAACAUCAAUGAUUUGAACAUUUUCAAUGAUAUCAAAUGCAAAGUGUUGUUCAUCUUUGAUGGUCUCGAUGAGUGUCGGAUUCCUUUGAAUUUCAACUCCAACCCAAAGUGUUGUGACGUAACAGAAGCAACCACAGUGUCUGCUUUGCUCACAAACCUCAUCAAGGGGAAUCUGCUGCCCUCUGCUCUCCUGUGGAUCACCUCCAGACCAGCAGCAGCCAACCAGAUCCCUCCUGAGUGUGUGGACCAGGUGACAGAGGUACGGGGGUUCAAUGACCCCCAGAAGGAGGAGUACUUCAGGAAGAGAGUCAGUGAUGAGGACCUGGCUAACAGAACCAUUACACACCUGAAGUCAUCCAGGAGCCUCUUCAUCAUGUGCCACAUUCCUGUCUUCUGCUGGAUUGCAGCCACUGUACUAGAGAUAAUGUUGAAGGAAAGAAACACAGGAGAGAUCCCCAAGACUCUGACUCAAAUGUACACACACUUCCUGAUGAUUCAGACAGAUGUCAAACAGAAGUACACAGAAAGAAAAGAAACGGAUGAAGGGAUGGUUUUCAAACUAGGGAAACUUGCUUUUCAGCAGCUGCAGAAGGGAAAUCUGAUCUUCUAUGAGGAGGACCUGAGAGAGUGCGGCAUUGACAUCACAGAGGCAUCAGUGUACUCAGGAGUGUGUACCCAGAUCUUCAGGGAGGAGGCCGGGCUGUACCAGGGGAAGGUGUUCUGCUUUGUGCAUCUCAGCAUUCAGGAGCAUCUUGCUGCAUUGUAUGUGCAUCUCACAUUCAUCAUCCAGAAGAAAAAUGUUCUCAACCAAGCAACCCCAAGGCCAGCCACAUUCAUAUCCAAGCUUGCGGAAUGUUUUAGGCCGCUGCCUGUGUCUGAUGCAAAGGAGGGUGGUGAAGUGUCUGUGUACGAGCUGCAAAAGAGAGCAAUAGAUCUGGCCUUACAGAGUGAAAAUGGACACCUGGACCUUUUCCUCCGUUUUCUAUUGGGCCUCUCACUUGAGUCCAAUCAGAAUCUAUUCGGAGCUCUGCUUCCACCGAUAACCAUCCAAUCAGAGAGCACAGACAAAACUGUCCAGUACAUCAAGAAGAAGAUUGGUGAAAAUCCCUCCUCAGAUAAAUGCAUGAAUCUGUUCCACUGCCUCAAUGAGCUGAAUGACCAGUCCCUAGUGGAGGAAAUGCAGAACUACAUGAAGACAUCAGGAGGUCUAAAGAGAGCCAAACUCUCCCCUGCACAGUGGUCAGCUGUGGUGUUUGUGCUGCUGACCUCAGAUCAGCAGCUGGAUAAGUUUGACCUGGAUAAAUAUGGCGGAUCAGAGGAAUGUCUGCUGAGGCUGAUGCCUGUGGUCAAGGCCUCCAGAUCAGCAAAGCUGCAUAACUGUAACCUGACAGGGAAAAGCUGCUCCUCUCUGGCUGCAGCCCUCAGCUCAGGAUCAAGUCUCAGAGAGCUGGACCUAAGUGACAAUAAUCUGCAGGACUCUGGAGUGGCACUUCUUAGUGCUGCAUUAGGAAAUCCACUCUGCCAACUGGAGACACUAAAGCUGGAUCUCUGUAACCUGACAGAUAAAUGCUGCUCCUCUCUGGCUGAUGCCUUCAGAUCAGGCUCAAGUCUCAGACACCUGAACCUGAGUUACACUAAUCUGCAGGACUAUGGAGUGGCACUUCUUAGUGCUGCAUUAGGAAAUCCACUCAGUCAAUUGGAGACACUAGAGUGA